Messenger RNA from Symphalangus syndactylus (siamang), 9232 nucleotides. RefSeq names its product nuclear receptor subfamily 2 group C member 2 (gene NR2C2). Gene Ontology annotation, molecular function: sequence-specific DNA binding; DNA-binding transcription factor activity; zinc ion binding. Gene Ontology annotation, biological process: regulation of DNA-templated transcription. NCBI's taxonomy places the organism in Eukaryota, Metazoa, Chordata, Mammalia, Primates, Hylobatidae. The record is from RefSeq and is a predicted model, not a curated record.
AAGAGGUUUUCGGAACCAGGACACUUUUCAGGGCUCCUGCUCGUUAUUUCCCAGCGGCCUUGGCGAAUCCCAUAAUGAGGCUCAAUUUUAUCAACUGUAAAUGGGGGGCAUGGGCAUUCUUGCCAGGCCGGACCUCCCUUCUGAGCAUUGUUUGUGGGGCUCUACUCGAAAAAUGGAGUCAAUGAUAAUUUGCGAGCCUCAGAGUCACUUGAAAAUGGUGUUAUUGUUAAAAAUGGGAUUACAGCCACCAGGAGAGGCUAGAGUAAGGAUAUUUGGGGUUUGAGAGAGCACAAUUCGGGGUGAUUCUCUUCUCAUUCGUUCGCUGAAUACAUGUUGACUUAGUUUUUUAGGCACUGGGGAUACAUCUGGAGAACUAGCUGUACAAGACCCCUGUCCUCACUAGAGUUGGGGGCUGGGGGGUGAAUAGACAAAGAAAUAAUUCCAGAGAGUCAUAAGUUCUGUGGAAGAAAAGAAGCCAAAUGACCUGCUGAAGAAGACCUGAGGCAUUAAUUUAGAUGGAAUGGUCAGGGUGGCCUCUCUGAGUAAGUGAUGUUUGAACAGAGGAACCCAAGGGAGGAAUGGCAUUCCAGACAGGACAGCCCGUGUAACGGCCCUGGAGGAAGAGCAUUUGAUGUGAUCCAGAACUGGCUGCUUGUGGCUGGAGAGCUGGUUGAAACUAGUAAUUGUCCAUUAUCCCACUCUGUCUCCAGGCCAAAGGCUGUGAAAUAUAGCAACGGUAGUGAGGAACAAAUCUUCAAUAUAAUAAGAAAGUCGAGGAAAAUACAGCCUUCAUAUGAAUUACUGAUGAAUACAUGACUGUGGAGGAGGGCCUCAGAAACUCACUUUACUUCCAGAUUCAAAUCCUUCGUCAGCCUCUUGUAUACAUUUUCAAUUCAUCAAAUAUUUCCUGAGUGCUACGAAUACUCCAGGCACUAUGUGCUAGGCUGGGAAUACAAAAAUGACUAAGACACUGGUCCUCAAACAUGUGAAUAUGAUUGAUUUAUUUUUUUUUUUUUUUGAGAACAGGGUCUCACUCUAUCGCCCAGGCUGGAGUUGAAUAUAAUUCUCUGUGUGUAACACGUACACAGACCUCUCGGCCGGAAUCUCCAGGGAUGACCAGCCCCUCCCCACGCAUCCAGAUAAUCUCCACUGACUCUGCUGUAGCCUCACCUCAGCGCAUUCAGGGCUCUGAACCUGCCUCUGGCCCACUGAGUGUUUUCACCUCUUUGAACAAAGAGAAGAUUGUCACAGACCAGCAGACAGGACAGAAGAUCCAGAUAGUCACCGCAGUGGACGCCUCCGGAUCCCCCAAACAGCAGUUCAUCCUGACCAGCCCAGAUGGAGCUGGAACUGGGAAGGUGAUCCUGGCUUCCCCAGAGACAUCCAGCGCCAAGCAACUCAUAUUCACCACCUCAGACAACCUCGUCCCUGGCAGGAUCCAGAUUGUCACGGAUUCUGCCUCUGUGGAGCGUUUACUGGGGAAGACGGACGUCCAGCGGCCCCAGGUGGUAGAGUACUGUGUGGUCUGUGGCGACAAAGCCUCCGGCCGUCACUAUGGGGCUGUCAGUUGUGAAGGUUGCAAAGGUUUCUUCAAAAGGAGUGUGAGGAAAAAUUUGACCUACAGCUGCCGGAGCAACCAAGACUGCAUCAUCAAUAAACAUCACCGGAACCGCUGUCAGUUUUGCCGGCUGAAAAAAUGCUUAGAGAUGGGCAUGAAAAUGGAAUCUGUACAGAGUGAACGGAAGCCCUUCGAUGUGCAACGGGAGAAACCAAGCAAUUGUGCUGCUUCAACUGAGAAAAUCUAUAUCCGGAAAGACCUGAGAAGUCCCCUGAUAGCCACUCCCACGUUUGUGGCAGACAAAGAUGGAGCAAGACAAACAGGUCUUCUUGAUCCAGGGAUGCUUGUGAACAUCCAGCAGCCUUUGAUACGUGAGGAUGGUACAGUUCUCCUGGCCACGGAUUCCAAGGCUGAAACAAGCCAGGGAGCUCUGGGCACACUGGCAAAUGUAGUGACCUCCCUUGCCAACCUAAGUGAAUCUUUGAACAACGGUGACACUUCAGAAAUCCAGCCAGAGGACCAGUCUGCAAGUGAGAUAACUCGGGCAUUUGAUACCUUAGCUAAAGCACUUAAUACCACAGACAGCUCCUCCUCUCCAAGCUUGGCAGAUGGGAUAGACACCAGUGGAGGAGGGAGCAUCCACGUCAUCAGCAGAGACCAGUCGACACCCAUCAUUGAGGUUGAAGGCCCCCUCCUUUCAGACACACACGUCACAUUUAAGCUAACAAUGCCCAGUCCAAUGCCAGAGUACCUCAACGUGCACUACAUCUGUGAGUCUGCAUCCCGUCUGCUUUUCCUCUCAAUGCACUGGGCUCGGUCAAUCCCAGCCUUUCAGGCACUUGGGCAGGACUGCAACACCAGCCUGGUGCGGGCCUGCUGGAAUGAGCUCUUCACCCUCGGCCUGGCCCAGUGUGCCCAGGUCAUGAGUCUCUCCACCAUCCUGGCUGCCAUCGUCAACCACCUGCAGAACAGCAUCCAGGAAGAUAAACUUUCUGGUGACCGGAUAAAGCAAGUCAUGGAGCACAUCUGGAAGCUGCAGGAGUUCUGUAACAGCAUGGCGAAGCUGGAUAUAGAUGGCUAUGAGUAUGCAUACCUUAAAGCUAUAGUUCUCUUUAGCCCCGAUCAUCCAGGUUUGACCAGCACAAGCCAGAUUGAAAAAUUCCAAGAAAAGGCACAGAUGGAGUUGCAGGACUAUGUUCAGAAAACCUACUCGGAAGACACCUACCGAUUGGCCAGGAUCCUCGUUCGCCUGCCGGCACUCAGGUUGAUGAGCUCCAACAUAACAGAAGAACUUUUUUUUACUGGUCUCAUUGGCAAUGUUUCAAUAGACAGCAUAAUCCCCUACAUCCUCAAGAUGGAGACAGCAGAGUAUAAUGGCCAGAUCACCGGAGCCAGUCUAUAGCGCACACCACACACCUGCCAAGGAGCAACAGAAUCCUCCUGGGACCGUUCACAUACAAAGAAAAGAAAAGUAGUGGUAUUUUGGUAUGUGCAAAUAUUUCUAUAUGUUAGCCAUUUCCUGUCUGGUUUCUCCUUAUCUGUUAAUCCCAGACAAUAGCAAUUAAAAGACUAGUAGGAUCCUUUCCUGACAUAAGAAAUGUUUUAAUGCCUUUUGAUGAAGCAGCAGAUUUUGGAACAAUCGUUUAACUCAAUUUGUAUUUAGAAAUUCUCAAAGGGCAAAAAACAAAAAAAAGGUUUUAUAAUGUCAGAGACUAGUAUUAAAGAAAACUGAAAGAACCUAAGAGAAUAGGAUGUGUGUAUAUAUAUAUAUAUAUAAAAAGUCCUUGGAAUUAUAGAUACUAAUUACCAGGGUAAUAAUAUUAGCACUUUCUAAGCACUUAUCAAUGUGUAAUGUUAGCAACAUCUUGCCUGUGGGCAGGGCAGUUGGAAAACUGUAUAUGUCUUUUGCCGAAAUGCUAAUGAUUUCUGUGAAAACUCACUAGGGUACAGGAGACAAUCAUUUAUGUUUAAGAAAAGAAGGCAUCAUUCCUAAUUGUGUGCACAUGUGGAGUUGAACUGAAUUCUGUGAAUGGAAACGUGGCUCAUUUGCAUCAUGCAGUAAGUGGGAGUGUGGUAGCACAGUCGGUGGUGACCCAGUUCAGAAGCUUCUAGCCAUAGAGCAGACACUUGUCAGCUUCCCUGACUACUUGGUCCUGGUUUCUGAUGGGCAUCUGCAGACUCCUGUAGAACCUGGGGUUCUCCUCUGAUGACUGGUUAUCUGAAUUGGAUGGCAACUAGUCAGACAUUAACUGCCAAAUGAGAUGUACAGUUCCUCCAAGUGAAAACAUCCCCAAGUCACAUCCACCGCUCGUGGCAGGUGGAGCCUUGUGACCAAAAAGCACAAGGUGGGCAUUUUGAGCUCUUGACAGUACUUCCAAUACAAUUGGGGGUGCUUGCGUGUUUGUCCAGAUGGAGGAGUGUGGCCUUGGAGUGUGAGGGUUACCUUCCCAGGGCUUUCCACUCCAAAUGCCCCCUUGAAAAGGGCUUGUGUUUCUGCAGCUCCAUCAGAAAGAACUGAGGCUGGAUUGGGGCUGAGCAGGAGCCUGCUGCCGCUUGGCCAGAGUGGUCAGGGCCUGGUAAAGCUGAAUGGAAGGUUUCAGGACAAUUUCUUCCUGUUGACCUUAAAUACCAGAUAUUUUAAAAAUGUGUGUAGACUCAGCAUCUCUGUUGGCAAGUCUGUUAAUGUUACCAGCACACUGUGCACUUUGGUUCCCCCAGGUGUGUGCUAGCCGACCAUCCCAGAGCAUUUUAAAUGCAGGCUGCUUGCUCCUUAAAAACAACCCUCAAUUUCCAGGGUGAUAGUCUUUCUCCUCAUAAAUUGUAGCAACCAGAGUUUACAGCAAGAACAGAGUAUGUGCUUAAAAGGAAGUUAUGUCUAACUUCAAACACCCAUAAAUUCCCACGGAUGUGAAUAUAUAGCAAGCUUUUCCUGUUUGAGAAUAGUGGCAUGUGGAAGACCAGGUCAAUUGCUUUGUCUUUUGCUUUUUAAAUAGUCCAGAUUAAGAAAAUACACCCUGUUGGGUUAAAUUUGCUUCUCUUGAUUUGUUAAUCCAAUGAUAUCCAAAAAGAUCCCUGGACACUCCCCUGCCUCACAGGUGCUCUGAUCCGGCUCAGGUUGGUGCCACACAUGUGCUCCACAGGGAGCAGUCUGGCCAGCUACAGACGCCCCUGUGGUGCCACACUGGACAGAACGGAAGCUGCUGCAGGCUUAAGGCAGAACAGGAUGCUUGAUCCUGAAGGGUUAGCAGCACUUUAUGCAAGUCAUUGUUAGUAGGGUAGGUGGGAACAGUGUCUCCAACUUCUAAAUUCUUGUUUGGAUUUAAUUAUAUCAUUUUAUAAUUCUUGCCUUGGCAGCAAAUUUUGGAGAGUAGUGGGGGUGGCCAUUAUAAAAUGAUGGAAAGGAUUUAAUUUUGCCAGCUUAAAGUAAUUUUUACUUUUCUAACCCUGAUGUGUUCUCAGUUUCAAAAUUAAGACAAAAAAACCAGCUGAGACAAUGGAAUUAGGGCAGGUUUGUUUCAUUUCUGCUUGUGAGGAUUUUAGUAGCAGGCAUCCUGAAGCUCAGCUGUGCCUCUAACACAGAUUGUUGCCUGCCUUCUGUCGUUUUGAUUGAGAGUGACCAUGAGGGCCAUGUUGCAGUUCCUGGGAAUACAAGCAUGACAGCUUUCAGAUCCCAGUUCAUGGUGUUGGGGAAAAGGUCUCCACCAGCCCCUCCUCUCAUUCCCAGGUCAUUCAGUGGCAGCCAGUAGGCCGCUUAGACUCAGGUUGGAUAAGGAAGUGUUGGGGCUCUAUUGAAACAACCUUGCAGAAAAUGUGAUUUUGCUUGGAAAGGUGCUGAUUCUAACCUGGUCCUGCUCUUUAAGUCCCCUUGCUGGGUGAUGGCUGAUUCCAGGGACUGUUUUGGGCUUUGAACAUCUCUUGGUUGGUUUCUGAGAUCCUCUUGGCCUUACUUUGAAGUGGCUUUUUCUUUAAGGAUCAUGUCCACAUAACCUGAAUUCUUGCUGCUUGAACUCAUUUGAAGCCUUUGACUGCAGGUCCAUUUCAUCUCCUGUCAGGUUGGUUAAGGAAAGUCAGCCAAAGUCAAGAAUUACUUAAAGAGAUGCAAACCAAAUAUUUGGGCUCCAACUUUCACAGGGCUUGUAGCCCUUGUUAGCAGUUUGUGAAACUCUGGGUUUCAUGAAGUGAGACUUGUCCUGUGGCUACUGAACUCCAUGGAGCCACGUUCAUGCUCCCUCUUAUACUGGCCUGGCCGCUCCUCCCUCAGUGAGGAGAGGCAGCUGGCUCAGAGAGGUGGGACAGACACAUGCUGUCAUCAGUUAAGUGGGCUCUUUUCUAGAAGUAUCUCAGAUAAUGUUGGGUUAAGACAGAUAGAUGUUGAAAAUGGUGGAGAUCAUUACACAUUAGCAUAAAACAGGACAGGUAGAGAUUUUUUGAAAGACCAAAUUAGUUGAGCAAGUAAUACUUUUCAAGUUAUUCCUGGAAGGUGUUUUUAAGGAAGUAUGUUACCUACCAUACUCUCCUAAUUUGACAUUUCUGUGUGUCCUGAGGGGUUACAUUAUUUAUUGUCUAACCCUUGCCAUAAGGCUGUGGUUUGAGGUUCUUUUGCUGUUCUGGGCUUUAUAUUUAAUUUCAGGUGUAGUCACUUCUAAGAUGUGUAAUUGCCCUCAAGAGGGACUGAUUUUUAGCUUGUCAUUGUCAGUGUUGAAUGUGGACUCUUCUGAGGCAGUUAGGACACCAGCCAUGGUGUUAACAGUGGAUGCGUUAGGCUCCCUAAUUAAUCUCAAGGCAAUAUCCACGCUACACACAUACUUAGCUGUCGUGUUUGGGGGGAUAGUUACGGCAAGGAGCAAAAAAUUCUAAGGACUCUAGCUCUUUCUAGUGCUUUUACUUUCAUAGUCCUUUGAGGACAUUUCCUGCAGAGCACUCUUGCUCACAGCCCGCCCUCUGCAGGGCUUCCAGCCCCUGGCUGCAAUCAGCAGUUCAUGCCACAUCUGUACAUCCAUGUUCUGGGACCUGAUCUCAUUGGAGUCCAGAAGUUUGUUGCCCACUUUCCAAUGUAAAUGACUUUAUGUGCAAUGGGGUCAUAGGUAACAUUUUAACUCCUCUCUUAGUCCAGGUCAUGGAAAGUCUCAUCAUCUGACAGCCACUUUUCUGCCAGGGAGGGCGGUGCCCAUUGGGCCCUGGGAAUGCCUGAGCCAGCAGAGCAGAUGCCCCACGUGCUUCCUUUAUCCAGCUUCCAUUCUCUCGGUUAUGAGGCUCUUUGACAAUGUCUUAACUUUGAUGUAAGUUUUUAAAGCCAACCCCUCAUCAAGACAGGGUUGGUUUGGGUCUUUUGUACACAGGGUCUGGACCUUCUCAUUGUGUGCCUCCCACCAGCGUGCACUUCGCAUGUCCGGCCCUGGGUCCCUUCAGCAGCAUUGUGCGUGUACAGGUUUCUAGGCUGUAAGACUGAAUGAAUGUACAUGUGUUUAUAUCCUCUAUGUACAGUGUAUAUAGUGUGUGUAUGUGUACAUAGAUGUAUAUUAUGUAUACAGACAUGUAUCCAAACUUUCCUUAUGUUUUAAAGAGAGUUUUUCAUAAAGUUGCUAAUGUAAACUGAUGUGGGUGUUGCAAGGUCCCUUGGCAGGGAAGAUUUGCUGGUGAUUUUCUUCACUCCAUUUUCCUUUGGGUGAGCCUGCCUGGGAAGGGCCAUGAAGUCAGAAUCUCCACUCUGCAGAAGGAAGAAUUCCAGGCAGAAGAGGUUCUGGCAGGGUGACAUUUCCCUAUAUUCUCUAGGUUCAGACAAGAGCCAGGAAGCUGGAAGACAGUUUAUUUUAAUAUCCAAAACUAAGUGGGAAUUUUUAACCUUUUCAUGCACCUAUUCAUGGCCCUACCUGGGAAGGAACUUGGCAGUUGGGUUGAGCCAUCAGCAUUCCCAGCUAUUCAGCUCUGUUGAGUAGCCCAGAGACAGGCGCCACGGUCAGAGAUUCAGAAGGGUCUGUCAGUGAGGCCUGACUCCCAAAGAUGGUAGCAAUUUUCCAGGCUUGCGUUGUGCUCAGUCAGCAAGAUGUGGGGCACUGUCCUAUGACUGAACAAAUAGUAAUUCCCAUCUUUCUAUCGCCAGUUAAAAAUAAACAACCUACCAAGUAUUAUUCUUUAAAACUAAGCAUGGAUGUUGAUGGCUAACUUUUGCGGCAUAUAAGCUACAGAUCUCAAGUUACUUCUCUAACUGUAAGCAUGUAAAUGACUUUAACUCCUUUCUAUAAAUUAUGAUUUUAAAUUUUCAGAUAAGAAUUGCAUUUUAAUAUGGAUAUGUGUGCCCUUAAAAGCUACAGAUACCAAAUUUUCCUUGUCCAGGUCUAUUCAGAUGAAUUUUCCCCCUUAAUCUGGCCUUAAACUGAGACUCGGCCCUUGAGAGCCAGGGCCUGGCCCAGCAGUAGUUGCCCAUACAUAGACCUGGGAAGCAGGGGCCUGUUGGAAGGAAUCACUGGAUUGCUGCAAAAACUCACAUAAUCCACAGGUUACUCUUUUUCUUUUUAAAAUAAGUUAUCAAAAUGUUUUAAAAACACUUUAUGAGACCAUAGUACUCAGUGCCUUUUGUGAGACAGUGGGUCAUUUAGCCUUCAGCUUCCCUGUUUUUGAUGUAGAGAAAGCUUCUAUUUCACUGGCCUCAUCCCACAAGAUUGUGCGACCUUUCCCCGUCAUAGCCUGUCGUGACAAUCACGCUAUUGAAAGUGGCUUUCUAGUUAAAAUGCAAUUGGAAACUUGACAGUCUCUAAAUGAAUUGAAAUAAAAAGUUUCCUUUGGGGCUAUUUAGCUUAACAGCAGUCUACAAAUAAAUUGGUGAGCUUAAGAAAAGUAUCUUUGAGGGGAGAAAAAUGUCAGAUAUUUUUAAUGCCCAGCUAUAAAUAAUUUUGGUGUCUUGAUGUUUAUACAUGCAAAAUAGAAAAAAAUGUUCAACAUUUAUUGAUUGAUAGACUGUUAAAAUUUAAUGUUUGGAAUAACAUUUGGAAGUAGUAGACUUUGCAUUAAAAAAUGGCUUUUCUUUAGGAAAGUAUAAUCAAUUAUUUUCAUGACCAUAGCAUUCAUGGACUCAAAUGCUGCUGCCACACACAACUCAAGUGCUGGAAUAUUUUUCUACAGUCUCUGUUCUACGGAUUAUCUUGUAAACCAGUGUUCAACUAGUUUUAUAACUGAAAAGCUGCACAUUUUUCACAGUACAAGCCGUAGUUUUUACCUGUAGUUUGGACUUCUCUGUUAGAAUGUAACUGCAUUACCAGCCCUUUUAAAGGCAUCUAUCAAAGGAAAACUUGGGUGUUAGAUUUUCUUGGGACCGUUUCUGUAAUCUUUGCCCUUCACAAUAUAGAAAAUAUUGGUUUUGCCAUUACAUUUUAAUGCCAGGUUUAAAACCUGUUGAAAGCUGCAGCUUUAUACAGCUUUCUUCUCCCUGUGAAAUCACUUUGUUUAUGUGAUGGCAUUUAAAAAAUAGCAUGUUCUUUUUAAACUGAAUUUUAUAUCUAAUCAAUGUCUUCAGUCUUGAAGAAGAAUUUGCAUUGUUGUGUUUGUAUAUAGAGUAUUACAGUGCAUGAAUUAGCUUUAUGCAUUUUAUUAAAUGCUGUUUCAAUGUGGCAUUAUUGUUGUGGCUUAAUACUACUACCUAAAUGAGGUUUAUACUAUUAAAAGUGAAUUAAAGACUAA